AUGCCAGUAUCUGAGGAUCCGCCAUGUCAGAUGGAAGCAUGCGCAAUCCAGACUUGUCUGAGCAGAAACUCGUACAACCAGGAGCGGUGUCAGUCUAGCGUGACAGCACUCUACAAGUGCUGCGCAGAGAUGUACGAACGCGAAGGGGGCGGCGAUGGUUCUGCCCGUCGGAGGGGCAAGGGCGAGAAGGGCGACGCGGGCUCGACGGCUUGCCCGCUCAGAUCUGUCGUGCUUCGCAAGCUCAAAGAUCUCGAGCGAUGA
Messenger RNA from Mixia osmundae IAM 14324, 261 nucleotides. RefSeq lists its product as uncharacterized. The record is from RefSeq and is a predicted model, not a curated record. Bases 1 to 261 code for a protein of 86 amino acids. NCBI's taxonomy places the organism in Eukaryota, Fungi, Basidiomycota, Mixiomycetes, Mixiales, Mixiaceae. The transcript has 2 exons. Gene Ontology annotation, cellular component: mitochondrial intermembrane space.